Betta splendens (Siamese fighting fish) is the source of this 2425-nucleotide messenger RNA. Its product is annotated as metalloproteinase inhibitor 4-like. Gene Ontology annotation, cellular component: extracellular matrix. The coding region runs from base 185 to 1180 and encodes 331 amino acids. The transcript has 6 exons. NCBI's taxonomy places the organism in Eukaryota, Metazoa, Chordata, Actinopteri, Anabantiformes, Osphronemidae. Gene Ontology annotation, molecular function: protease binding; metalloendopeptidase inhibitor activity. Gene Ontology annotation, biological process: negative regulation of endopeptidase activity; negative regulation of membrane protein ectodomain proteolysis. The record is from RefSeq and is a predicted model, not a curated record.
AAGGUGACUGACCUGAUCGGUGUGCGGAGGCGCGCGGCGCACUCGGCGUCCGCUUGCACUUUUCCGGAGACGGGUCGUCGCGCUCGCGUCCAGAAACGAAGCCGUGCGUCGGCCCUGGAAGACGGCGGCGUGUGGCUGCCGGCGUCGACGCGCUCAGGUCUGUCGGCCGCGGAGCUGCCCGGUCAUGCUGCCGCCGCCGCCGCUGCUGCUGUGGUCGCUGCCCGCCUCGCGCGCUCUCUCUCUCCUCCCUCCCUCCUCAACCGCCCGGGAUCCAGAGGACGCGCGCGACGGCGUCAAAUUACCGCCCGACGCUGCGGCUUCAGUUAAACUGCGCUCAUUUGCACAGAAUGCCGCCGUUCCGCCCCGCAGAGCCCGUCGCGCCGCGUCUCCCCCGCGCCCUCCGGCCCGCGCCCUCCGGCCCGCGCCCUCCGGCCCGCUCUCCGCCGCCGCCCUGGUGUGUGGCCAGGUGCACAAGAGGUCGCCCCGCGUCCGUGCAGUGGAGGACCACUCAGCGGCAGCCAUGGCCGCGGCCCGGGGCCUCUGGGUGCUCGUGCUCGUGCUCGGUGCCGGCCUGCAGGCCGGCGUGGAGGCUUGUAGCUGCCACCCGGCGCACCCGCAGCAGCUGUUCUGCACCGCCGAGAUCGUGAUAAGGGCAAAGAUUUCUGGAGAGAAGAUUGUGUCGCCUAGCAACAGCUCCUCACCUUACAUGAAGAUGAUCCAAUACGAAAUAAAAAUGAUCAAGAUGUUUAAAGGUUUUGACAAAGCCAAGGACAUCCAAUACGUGUACACUCCAGUCUUCUCCUCACUGUGCGGAGUCAAGCUGGACUCCAACAACAAAGCAGGGUAUCUGCUCUCAGGAAGUAUGUGGAGCGAUGGAAGAAUUUCUAUUGGCCAGUGUGACCUGGUGGAAUCUUGGGACAACUUAUCACUGUCACAAAAGAAGAACCUAAACUACAGAUACCAGAUGGGCUGUGAAUGCAGAAUCAACACGUGUUACACAGUACCGUGUGCAUCGACAGGAGAAAACGAGUGCUUAUGGACUGACUGGCUGCUGGAUAACAGCCUUAAUGGGGAGCAGGCUCGACAGUAUGCCUGCAUCCGCCGCUCUGACACGAGCUGUAGCUGGUACAGGGGUGGACCUCCGCCCGAGAAGGACUUCCUGGAUAUGACUGACCCUUGACCUGUAAUCCUGGUAUUUAUAUUGCUCCAUUUUGCUCUGGCUUAUGUAGCUCAAAUUUGGCAUGUGAAAUAGCAGCUGUUUUAAAAGAAAUAUCUGGCCGAUUCUUACUUUUGAGGGAGCUGAGCCCACGCUGAGCUUCCGUUAGUAGAGUGCAGGUGGUUAAAGCAAAGCCAGGGAACUUUAUACGCGAAGGGGCUUUGAGUCAAUUUGUAACUCGCACAUAUUUCAAUUUGCUUUCUGUUGUCCACACAAUAAGAAGAGGAGCAAACCUUCCACUGCCAGUUAUUCUGUGCAGAGGAAAUAUUUCUUGUUUGAAUGCAUAACCUUGACAAAUACUGUCGACAUGUUGAGAAUUUACACCUUUAUAUAUGGCAGAGAGAAAAAGAUGCCACCUGAUACCUGGAGAAGGUGUUUUGGCACAAAAGAAUUAUAUAUGACCCCAGUCUUUCUUCAUCUCAAUGAAAGCAUUUUAAACUCUGAGACUGAACUGACAGAGAUUUUUGAGACUGUAAAUAUUGUAAUUCAGUGAGAAAUUAACAUUUUAAACUCUAACCGGAUCUUGUCUCACAGGCUAUAGACUCUUACCUUGUGGUUUUGUGUUUAGUUUUCUUGGUUGUACUAUUUUCUGUGCCAAAAAUCUAAUCUCGUGCUUUAACAACAGUGCUGCCACAUGUAGAAGCGAAGAGGAAACGACAUAACAGGGCAAGGUUCAAUACAGAUUUUUUUAACUGCUGAAGUCAAUUCUCUUCAAAGUUCAAACUCAAAAAAACACAACAGAACCUUUGGCACAAGACCUUAACCAACAAAAUUUAAGAUAACAAGACCUAAGAAAAGCUAUGAUUAAUGAUUAAAGUGUUGUUUUUAGCCAUUAUUAGACAUAAGGAGUCAGUGCUAACGGAAAGACACAAAUCUGAAUUGAUCCCUGUCUUGUUACUGGAUCACUUCACUGAGGUCAUACAGAUUAAAAUGCAUUGUUACUUAUUAUCAUCAUUCUAUUAUGUCAAGAUAAAGUAAAAUGUAAUGUAAUUGUGUAAGUUUAUCUGCAUAAUGCACUUCUUUCAUGACUGAUAUGAUGAGAAUGCACAGCCGCUGUAUGACGUCAGUGAAAUGCUGUUGAACUAUUUCUUGGUGUUUGUUUUAUACUGUAAGAAUUGUUGGUUGUAUUUAUGUCUCUGUUUCUGUCUAAAUAGAGUUUUCUAUUUCAUGUACCAAAAAAGAUUGUAUAUAAAAUGCCUGACUGGAAAA